UUGUGUCCAUGGCGACGACGAACGUCUUUGUGACUUCCAAUGUCCUUAUAACUGUAGCUGCAUUGGUUAUUUUGUACAGUGCCAAGCUAAAGGGCUUAAAAUGAAUAACAUCAUUGAAUUACCAAAACAGGUCCGGCUUCUGGACUUAAGUUUUAAUACCGCUUUAAAGUCAAUUCUACAAGCAUCUUACUUAGAUUUAAAAACGUUAGCGAGACUAAAUGUUUCUCAUUGUGGAAUUGAAGAAAUUACUCACCAAGCAUUCUUGAGAAUAAAAAAUAUUAAAGUUCUAGAUCUCAGAUCAAAUAACAUUCGAAAGAUUACCUCCGGAACUUUUUCACAAUUGCGUUUGAAUCAUAUCUACCUGUCUGGAAAUAGCUUUAUUGUUAUCGAGGACUACGCAUUUAACGACAUGUCUGUCAAUGUCAUUGAUUUUGAAACAAGCAGUGUGGCAGAGUUUAGUCAAAAUAUCUUCACUGGAUUGAGGGACUUGAAAGUACUAAGGACUCCUGCAUUUAAGUUCUGUUGUAUCCGUCCGAAUUACGUUCCUGAAAAUAAUUGUUACCCCUACAAAGAUGCAUUUUCGUCUUGCGAGGAUUUAAUGCGACUAUCUAUUUUGCAGACAAUGCUUUGGCUGGUUGGAUUAUCGGCCUUCUUUGGGAACAUUCUCUCUCUAGUUUAUAGGUUGAAAUAUGACAGAAGCAGAUUAAAGUUGGGAUUUGGUAUUUUCGUCACAAACUUGGCUGUUGCAGACUUUUUAAUGGGCGUUUACCUCAUAAUUGUAGCUGCAGCAGACGCUGUGUUUAGAAAGAGGUAUAUAUUCAAUGAUGAUUACUGGAGAAACAGUGUGUGGUGUAACCUAGCCGGAGUUCUGGCUGCGUGCUCAUCGGAAGCAAGCGUAUUGUUCUUAUGCCUGAUAACUGUGGAUCGACUUUUGGUUAUCAAGUUUCCGUUUGGGCAAUUUCGAUUUGACGCAAAAAAGGCGAACACAUGUUCAUUUACAGUAUGGUUGAUAUCUUUAACAAUUGCCUUGGUACCCAUAAUCUUUGAAAGCUACUUCCAAAAUAGAUUCUACAAUAGGUCCGGAGUUUGCAUUGCCUUACCGUUUACUCGUGAUAGACCCCCUGGAUGGCUUUACUCUGUAACAUUAUUUAUUGGAUUCAACUUUGCUACAUUUUUGUUGAUUGCAUUUGGACAAUGGUCAAUAUUCAUGGAAGUAAGGAAAUCAAGUGUAAGGACGAAUAAGAUCAAAUCUGCAAGAAAAAAGGACUUGGUGGUUGCAAGAAAUCUGCUUCUAGUCGUAACAACCGACUUCCUUUGUUGGUUUCCGAUAGGAGUGAUGGGUAUAAUGGCAUUGAAUGGCUACGUGAUAUCUGGAAACAUCUAUGCUUGGACAGCAGUAUUUAUAUUGCCUAUAAAUUCUGCUUUGAAUCCGGUAUUGUAUACACUGACAGCUUUACUUGGAAACACGAAAUUUAAUCCGGACACAGAAGAACAGAAUCGAACCGAGAUGACAAGAGAGCUCGGUAAUUAUUUCAAAGAUUGCCGUCUUGUUAACAAGAUGAUAUCUGUUCGAAGAAUUCAGAAAUCUUGUUUUAAAAGUGUAACAUCUGUCUUGGAGCAAGACUAUAGUUUAUCCACCUAUGACCUUGUAAGGCUGACUAUGACCCUGUUUAAACUGCUUGACGUUAUCCAAAGAGGAUCGUUGGCAUUCGAGAGUCUGAAUAAAGAUUCAGUCUAUAUUAAGAUGAAAGGGGAAAAGAUAACUGGAAACAUGAAAGUGUUAGGAGAACCUCGAGAAUCAAGAAAAAGUGUAGAUAUCCCUAACAACACGUUACAAGCUGCGGUUAUCAUACAUUCGUUAAUGAGACAAUUAAAUUUUUCAAAAUAAUGAUGUGUUGUUAACCUAUUUAAGUGUUUGAGCUUUUAUAUGUUGUAUUUGUUGUAUCUAUUUUAAGAUUUAUGUUCUAUUACAUUCGUAUUCUCCUGAUUGUUAAACACUUAUGUGAAGCAAAAUUUGCAAUUUCUUAUGGUAAUGGGUAGACAGAGAGACUUAACUGAACUAAAAUUAUGUUAAAUAACGUUUUUAUCUUAAAUUGUUCUUUUGUUAAGGAAUGAAAUAUCUCGAUCUUCUUAUUAAAUAAAUAUA
Messenger RNA from Ruditapes philippinarum (Manila clam), 2146 nucleotides. RefSeq names its product G-protein coupled receptor GRL101-like. The transcript has 6 exons. The record is from RefSeq and is a predicted model, not a curated record. Gene Ontology annotation, biological process: G protein-coupled receptor signaling pathway. Gene Ontology annotation, molecular function: G protein-coupled receptor activity; protein binding; protein-hormone receptor activity. Gene Ontology annotation, cellular component: membrane. Bases 101 to 1888 code for a protein of 595 amino acids. Lineage: Eukaryota; Metazoa; Mollusca; Bivalvia; Venerida; Veneridae.